AUGGAAAGGUAUGAUAGACAGCUGAGACUUUGGGGGCCAUUGGGCCAAGAUAGGUUAAAUCGAUCCUGUGUGUGCCUGAUAGGACCUGUUACACCUUUACUGCAAGAAGUCUCUAAGAAUCUGGUGCUUGCUGGAGUAUCAUCUUUUACUUGGCUUAAAGAAAAUAGUGCAGUUCCAUCGGGCCCUUUAUUUUUAGCAGAGCUCAAAAAAGAUCUUGAGCCAUUGACUUCCAAGUUGCUGGUAUAUGAGGAAAAGGACCUCGGAGAGAUCCUAGAGCAACUUCAGUACGAUUGGUCACGUUUUUCGGUGAUAAUCUUGAUCUGUAUUGGUAAGCAAAAUACAUUACUCGAUUUGAAUGAAAUUAAACGCGGUAUUGGGACGAAAUUUCCCCCUGUACUGAACACUUCUGUCUCUGGGCUUUAUGGGUACGUAAACCUGGUCCUUUCAGAGGCACACUUUGUUUUACGAGCGCAUCCGGAUAGUAAGAAAUACGAUCUACGGCUACAAAAUCCCUGGCCUGAACUCGUGGAAUAUGUAAAGACAUUUGACCUUACUAGAAUGGAUGUUGUAGAAUUUUCCGGUAUUCCUUACAUCGUUCUACUUAUAAAAUGUAUCGCAAAACUCAAAAAGGACGGUAAUAGUGGGAAGUUAACAUCCGGUCAAGUGAAGGAUACCUUGAGCCAAAUUUGCCUUUCUCUAGGGGAGGGUGCUGCCUGCGAAUCUAAUUAUGCAGAAGCUAGGCGAUAUGCAUAUUUAGCUUGCUCUCGAGAUGAUUGUUAUCAAGAACUAGACGAUUUGCUCCGAAAUUUGGAAAUAUCAGACGAUGAGCAUGAUUGGCAUGAUAUCUGCAACUAUGAAAUCGUCACACUAGUAUUGGCCUUAAAACGCAUGGCCCAAGAGAGUGAAGAGUCUACCUUUCAACCUUUAGCGGGUGCUCUUCCAGAUAUGGAGUCUACGACCGUAAAUUAUACUGAACUCAAAAGUAUAUACGAAGUGAAAGCUGAGUUUGAUAGGUCAUGCGUGAAAAAAAGUCUGGUUUCUAGUGGGAAAAAAGUUUCGAAGGGUGUCCUGAAUACUUUUUGUUCCCAUUACGGGGAAGUUAGGGGAAUAUUACCGUCGGAAAGUGACCUUCUAGGCAUUUUUAGCACUUCAAAUACUCUCUUGAGCGCAUUAGUGAUGAGGCAAUUUCAGAAACAAUAUACUUCUGUGGAGUGUGAAAAUGAGUUCAUUGGCUUAGAGAUUGACGGUAAUUAUUCAAUUAUGGCCUUUUUUGGAGGGGUGGUAGCCCAAGAGGCGAUCAAACUUAUUACUCAUCACUUUAUUCCUAUUGAUAAUUUAUUUCUGUACAAUGGCAUCGAUAAUUCAUCCGCAACAUAUAAAAUAUAA
This is a messenger RNA of Saccharomyces kudriavzevii IFO 1802, 1386 nucleotides long. RefSeq names its product Ula1p (gene ULA1). Gene Ontology annotation, molecular function: NEDD8 activating enzyme activity. The coding region runs from base 1 to 1386 and encodes 461 amino acids. Lineage: Eukaryota; Fungi; Ascomycota; Saccharomycetes; Saccharomycetales; Saccharomycetaceae. The transcript has a single exon. The record is from RefSeq and is a predicted model, not a curated record. Gene Ontology annotation, biological process: protein neddylation.